AAAGGGAUAUUGUCUCCCGCCACCAUAGUUUAUUGGCUAAUUGUACUUCCACCACAUCCCCAAGUUGGUUCUGCUGAAACUGGCACUCCAUUGCUACAUAUGCAGCACAGGAAUUUUCGUUCCGGCAAGCGCAGGGUGCUUAGAAUAUAGUUUCGGUCGCGAGACAUUAAAUAACACUGUCAAAUACAAAGUUUCAACCUCCUUUCGGCAGCAUCCAAACUCUUGGCAUAACACCUUAAAUCCCUUUUUCACCAUUGCAAUCUUGGGGUAUUACAACAUCCCCGUCACGUCUGAGAGGGCCACAUAUUUGUUUUCGGAAGUCGCCCGAGGUGCCAUCUAAUACCCAGACCUAUCCAAACACGAAACUUCACCCCAAAUGACAAACACCGAAUACACACCGCCCUCUCUGGCGCAGCACGGAGAGUUUGAGCUAGAAGUUCUCGAGGUGGACAAACAUUGCUCCCAUAACCCCUCGCCCUAUCGUGACUCCACGUCCGGCUCUGAAGCCGCCUUCGACAACGAAACAAUCGAACGUUUACUCCAGGGAAGAAAGUAUCCCAGAACCGUCAAAGGAAAGAUUAUCCGGAUUGUCAAAUUGAUCUGGACCGGCCCCGAAACCCCCUCUGACGAGCCUACACCGCGCUUUCGCGCCCUAAAGCGUCUCGAUAACCUCCCUGGGAGCCUCAAAAAAACGUUACCACUAUGGCUACAAGUUGGUAUAGUCUCCAUAUAUCUUCUCCUUUGGCUCUGGCUUUUAUCCCUGGUUCUCCUCCCGUAUUUGACCCAGAUUCCAACGUAUAUCGACUCCAACGGGAAGCAGAUGGAGGUCAUCAGCGUGACGUGCAACCAGCAGAAACUCUUCUGGAAGGGAAAAAACACCGCCUGCGGUCUCAACGGGAAGGCCUGUGAGCCAUUUGACAAAGAAGACGUAGUUUUCAGAUGUCCGGCCUUGUGUGACCGCGAGAGUUUCACCUUCUCCUCGAUCCCAGUGGGCGACCAGACCGUUAAAUACCGAGGCUACUUCAUCGGUGGCGGGGAUGUCUAUCGAGAAGUUUCUGAAGACCAGAACGAGCACGAACUAUCUCUUCCAUAUCGAGCUGAUUCCUAUCCUUGUGGAGCUGCCAUUCACGCUGGAAUUAUCUCCCCCUUCUUUGGAGGGUGUGCCAGAAUCUCGUACACCGGAGAACAGGAGCACUUUCCGUCCAAGAUAGGCCACUACGGAGUCUCGCCGUCGUUAGAAUUCAAUUCCUUCUUUCCAUCCUCUUUCAUUUUCAAGAAAUUACCCAAAGUAUCUGUCAAUCAUGAUCCACGCUUGGUGGUGACGCUUAUGAACAUCAUCAUGGGAAUUCCAGUGGUUUAUUUCGCUCCUGCAGUUGUUUCCUUCUGGACCAUGUUUACUGUGGCAUUCUGGACGAUUAUCCUUGCCCUUGAUCCUCCCUACAAGAUCGACCCCUCCGACCCUGAGAUGCUAGCAUCGUUGGUCAGUCUCGGAUUGGAGCGCUUCCUUCCGUCGUGCUUCAUUGCCUUCACCAUGUGGCAUGUAGCCGUGCGCCACACGAUGAGCGACCCACCAGAGCCGUUUUUACCCUCUCCAUUCACGAGGACCCUCUUCUGGUACCCGGUGUUCUGGUUGGGCGUCAUGAACAACUUGACAUUCGACCGAUUGCCGGUCGACCGACUCACAUGGAAAGACUUGGCAUCUCAACCCGGAGCGUUGACCGCCGUGUCCUGUAUCUUUUCAGUGAUUAUUCUUGGUGUGUUGAUCCAGGCGUACCAGCUUUGGCAUGCCGGAAAGUUUAGAAAGUACCUUGCCAUAUACCUGUUGUUUGUGUUGGGGUUGGUGUUACUUUCCCAUUUACCGGGUCUUACCUUGCGAGUACACCACUACAUCCUUGGGAUGUUGCUCAUUCCAGGAACGCGGACCAGAGGGUCCCAGGCCUUGUUGUUCCAAGGUGUGUUGAUUGGCUUGUUCAUUAGCGGCGCGGCAAGAUGGGGGCUUGCUUCCAUCCUGGAAACAGACACCCACUUGAGAAGAGAGGACCCCGAUGAACGGGUGUCGCCGCCGUCUUUCUUGGGGUAUCACAAUGAGACAGGCGUUUUAUCGUGGCAUCCGACAGCGCAAAAAACUGAAAACGGGACCAUGGCUGUUGUGACCGGGAAGUUCGAUGGAUAUGCGUUGAUGAUCAAUGAUAUCCAACGGUAUGAAGGCAAGGAGAACCAUAUAAAUAUGAAGGAGUUGAUCAAAGGAAAUCCUGACUUUGAAACGCUAGUGGACCAUGCUUUGGAGAGUGAUUUUGAUAACGACGGGAAUAUUCUUCUCUAUUUACGGGUCGCUAGGGCGGUGUCGGGGAAGCGUAAAUACAGUGCCUUCACCCAAGCCGCCAUUUUGAAGUGGCCCAGUGGUGAGUUUACCGCUGCCAAAAGGGGAAUUACCUAAGAUCAGAUAUGUAUUUUAGUUCGCUCAGCCGGAAAAAAAAAGACAAAGACUAUGAGCUGAAGAUGCGUGUCUACUAAAGCUUGGAAACAGCCGUCCUUGCUUCUCUCGCACACAGUGCUUAUAUCAGCUGUUUUUUUUUUGUAUACCCAGUAUAUUCGAGUUUAAAUUUGUUCAGUCUGUUACAAUAGUCAUUGACCAUGAUGGGGUUUGGGCUUCACACAACGCUAGAGCAUCGCUGAAUGGGGAGGGUGAUGUUUCCUCACAUACAUUGACUCAUAUUAAGCCAAAAGCUCUCCAUGGUGUAUACUCAUGUACGUGAUCUAUUUAGCUCUAACAAAUUUUGUUUUCAAAAG
Messenger RNA from Babjeviella inositovora NRRL Y-12698, 2790 nucleotides. RefSeq lists its product as uncharacterized. The transcript has a single exon. The coding region runs from base 377 to 2437 and encodes 686 amino acids. NCBI's taxonomy places the organism in Eukaryota, Fungi, Ascomycota, Pichiomycetes, Serinales. The record is from RefSeq and is a predicted model, not a curated record.